Notolabrus celidotus (New Zealand spotty) is the source of this 3197-nucleotide messenger RNA. RefSeq lists its product as uncharacterized. Gene Ontology annotation, cellular component: nucleus. Gene Ontology annotation, molecular function: single-stranded DNA binding; protein binding. Bases 41 to 1120 code for a protein of 359 amino acids. The record is from RefSeq and is a predicted model, not a curated record. NCBI's taxonomy places the organism in Eukaryota, Metazoa, Chordata, Actinopteri, Labriformes, Labridae. The transcript is spliced from 17 exons. Gene Ontology annotation, biological process: positive regulation of transcription by RNA polymerase II.
UGGGUUGACAGGUGCGUGACAAUCGGAGCUCUCUGCAAGCAUGUACGCCAAAGGCAAGAGUAGCAACGUGCCGUCCGACAGCCAAGCCAGAGAAAAGUUAGCUCUUUAUGUGUACGAGUACCUGCUGCAUGUAGGAGCCCAGAAGUCAGCACAGACCUUCCUUUCAGAGAUCCGAUGGGAGAAAAACAUCACAUUAGGAGAACCUCCGGGGUUCCUCCACUCAUGGUGGUGUGUUUUCUGGGACCUGUACUGCGCAGCUCCAGAGAGAAGAGAUACAUGUGAACACUCCAGCGAGGCCAAGGCCUUCCAUGACUAUAGUGCUGCAGCAGCUCCCAGUCCUGUUCUUGGGAACCUUCCCCCAGGAGAUGGCAUGCCAGUGGGACCAGUUCCUCCAGGAUUCUUUCAGCCAUUCAUGUCACCUCGGUACCCCGGAGGACCAAGACCCCCCCUCAGAUUACCCAAUCAGGGACUUGGAGGAGUCCCGGGUGGUCAGCCUAUGUUACCCAGUGGGAUGGACCCCACAAGACAGCAAGGACAUCCAAAUAUGGGAGGACCGAUGCAGCGGAUGACUCCACCCAGAGGCAUGGUACCACUCGGCCCCCAGAGCUAUGUAGGAGGGAUGAGACCGCCUCUGAAUGCACUUGUGGGACCUGGGAUGCCUGGCAUGAACAUGGGACCUGGUGGGGGUAGACCAUGGCCAAAUCCUCCAAAUUCCAAUUCAACACCGUACUCUUCUGCAUCUCCAGGAAGUUAUGUGGGACCUCCAGGAGGAGGGGGGCCACCAGGGACGCCAAUAAUGCCAAGUCCAGCAGACUCAACCAAUUCUGGCGACAACAUGUACACUAUGAUAAACACAGUCCCUCCAACUGGAAGCCGACCAAAUUUCCCAAUGGGUGCAGGUGGCGAUGGUCCAUUAAGUGGGAUGGCUGGAAUGGAGCCUCAUCACAUGAAUGGAUCAUUAGGGUCAGGUGAUUUGGACAGUCUGCCCAAGAACUCACCUGGUAACCUCAGUAUGAGUAACCAGCCCGGGACCCCCAGAGAGGAUGGAGAGAUGGGAGGAAACUUCCUGAAUCCUUUUCAGAAUGAAAGUUAUUCUCCGAAUAUGACGAUGAGCGUGUGAAGGCUUGGGAAGCAGAAUUGGUCAGUUUCUCAAUAAUAUGGUGUGGACCCCUGCAAAGCAGAGAGACUGGAUGUGAUGUCACCAAGACCAGUGACACUUACUCCGCCACCUUCCGAGUCAGGACAGUUUUACCCCAGGCCCUGUCCUUCUACAACCACCCUAACUGCCCCUCUGUUGUUUCUGUCUACGUCUCCUCUUCCCCGUUUUUUCUCCCCUCCUACAUGGUGACUCUGCGACAUUCAUCAGUUCUUCCUCUGCAACUAUAUGACUGUACAAAGGAACCAAAUUGAAACUACCCAGAGGAAAACUCUUUGUAUAUUUCCAUACAGUGUGUUUGAGACACACACUCCAGUCACAGACUGAUGUCUCUGCCUUCUGCGUCAUAUCAUGGAGUUCAUGCCCAAAACAAAAGGCCAGAAUCCUAUUUAUCCUAAAGUUAAAUUUCCCAAGGACCUAUAGAGAUAUAGACUUUUUUGAUCUAUGAAUAAUGUCAUCAAACUGGCUGUUAAGUGGAGCAUCUCUUUUUUUUUUUAAACUGACCAAAAACUUUGUUCAUUACUGGAAGGUUCAGAGCGAAGUCACAAUCAUGUUACCCUGAGGUUUAUUUAAGGCUUGUGCAGAUAUUUGUAGUUGUGUAAGUUGAAGCCUUUUUUCAAUUUUGAUGGUUGUUUAAAUCUAGCAUUAACAUUGUCUUUACCUAUGAUGUAUGUUUUGAAGGCCUGAUGAGGCGAAUAGAGGGCACAUCAAAACUCUGUUCAGAUUUGAAUUAUGAUUUACAGAGAUGCUUGAAGUACUUACCUGCAUUUUAAAUUAAAUAUAUAAAGGAAGACUAUGCAACUUUGUCUGGGCAGUCACCACUGAUGCUGCAUGUCAUAAUUGAAAGUUAAUUUUAAGUGAUUUAUUAUGCUCAAACAGCCACAAAAGAUGAGUAGAAGCAGUCAGUUUUGUAAGUGGCUCCAUAUUGUUAUAUCUGACUAAGGUUUCUAACAUUUGCUUUAAGUAAGUAACCAAAAGCUACUGGUCAUAUCAGACCAAGAAAGACUGCAGAAGCAAAACCCCUACAUAUAUCAUAUUCGAUGAGUUCAACUUUUUUGUUGAUAAGAGGAAGUAUGAUUUAAUUCUUUCAAAGGUAUGUAGUCUUGCUUGACACCGAUCAGUCUCCGUGCUCACUGAAUUUCAUAUGAAGAGAGCAGUAAGAAUGUCUUUAAGGAAGAAGGUUUUAAAAUCUGUAUUCAAUUAUAAACUUUCUCUGCUAUUCAAUUUUCUAGACUACCCCCCAGUAAGAGGGGCUUCUUUUUGGAGGGUUUUACACUCUGCUGACUGCACAAGCGUGGGAAACAGUUUCAGAUGAGGUGGACAAAAGCUUUUAAUUGUGACCUAACAAGCAAUGCCAAUGAAGUUUUGUUUACUGGGAUUUGUUUGCUGCCUGAGGCCCUGCUCUCAUCUCUACUUCUUCAAACCUCAAUCCACAUAAGUGUCAGUUUUUGGAGGGUAAACCGUCAGACACAAGCUUAUAAAGUCACUCUGGUCACUCAUUCUUUAUUGUCAUCCGGAUAAACUGUGAUCUCAGUGGGAUGUUAUAGGUCUGUGGAUACAGAAAGCUAAGCUUGUUUUGAAAUCAGUGUUUUAAACUUUGUUCACUGCCCAAGAUGUAUUAUUAUCACGUCCAAAAGAUCAAUAAUCCUGUGAACAUUCCCCCCCCCCCCCCUCUCUUACUGCAAAGUGUACAGCUCACAAAUGUAGCGCCUCUGUCUUGUGUGUGUAUUUGAUAAUAUUAUUAUUUAAAGAAAAACCUGCAGAGAAUUAUUGCAAAAGGGAGGGAUGGACUGAUGGUGCAUCACCAAAACUUAACUGAGAUAUUUUGUUUUUAUUUUUGUGUUAGAUCGAAGCCAUAAGUGGGAGUACAAGAAGACACAUUUGUAAAUUGGAUCAUGUUUUCUGUUUUGUGGCAGUAUACUGGACUCCAUUUGUGAUGUGUUCAUUUUCUCUUUUUUAUUCUUGUAUUAUGUUUUUGUAAAUACACAGAGAAGUAUUUCAUGGGUUUUGAAUAUGCUAGCAUAAAGCUUCUCUUCCCUUA